This is a messenger RNA of Endocarpon pusillum Z07020, 1065 nucleotides long. RefSeq lists its product as uncharacterized. The record is from RefSeq and is a predicted model, not a curated record. The transcript is spliced from 2 exons. NCBI's taxonomy places the organism in Eukaryota, Fungi, Ascomycota, Eurotiomycetes, Verrucariales, Verrucariaceae. Gene Ontology annotation, biological process: regulation of transcription by RNA polymerase II. Gene Ontology annotation, cellular component: mediator complex. Bases 1 to 1065 code for a protein of 354 amino acids. Gene Ontology annotation, molecular function: transcription coregulator activity.
AUGGCGUAUGCCUGCAUACCCUUCCACGUAAGGGAUUCCGAGCUGAACGAUAUCAAGUCAUCUGCUCGACUUGGUGACGAUGCCUACGGUACUUCCAGCCGCGCAGAGCGCGUUGCAAGCGAAUCAGGCGACACCUACAGCACUGGCCGCUCUGGCGGUAUGGGUGGUGACUCUGGCACUUACGGUGCCGGCGGCCGUCAAACCGGCGAUGAUAGCGACGGUUUCUCGGGCCGCACCCAAGACACAGGAUAUGGUAGUGGUACUGCUGCUGGCGCCGGCUAUGGCAACAAAACUGGUGGCUACAAGGAGCAGGAGCUGGGUGACUUCCAAGCGUCAGAAGGUCUCGGAGACAGCACCAAGACCUACACCGGUGGUCACGAUACCUAUGGCUCUGGUGCCACUGGAGGUGCAGGCUUUGGGAACAAGAGCAGCAGUCAUGGGGGUGAUAGUGGUGAAUAUCGUGGUUCAGAUGGUAUGGGGGAGCACAGCAAACCGUACGUCGGUGGCCAUGAUACUUAUGGCUCUGGAAGCACUGGUGGUGCUGGCUAUGGCAACAAGAGUAGCAGCUUUGGAGAUGAUGAUAGCAGCUCAAAGAAGGAUUCUACCGCUGCGCGCAUAACCCACACAACCUCGACCCUCCUGACGCGCCUCGAAAACAUCCUCGCCAUCGCUUUACCGCCAACCAGCACAAACCCCAGCAGCAACAACAAUAACACCGACACCACCAACCCCGGGAGCUCGGCUCCCAACCCCGCCUUGGGAGCAAGCUCGAACCCCAGCAUCACACACGCAGGCAUUGCAGUCGAGUCCUUCAAUCUUGAUGUCGAGACCACGGCGCUGGUCAAAGCGGCGGAGGAUCUGAUGGGCUUGGGGAGGGGCUUGAAGGAGAUUUGGCUGGGUGGGGCCGGUUCGGGGUCUGGGUCUGGGUCGGGGUCCCAUGGAGGAGGAUUGGAUGGAGCUGCGGAGGGCGUGGAUGGGGAGGUAGGAGGAGGAGGAGUGGGGGCGCGAGAGGAGGAUGUCAGGGCGGUACUGGAGGGGUUGGGGAGGUUGUUGGGAGAGGGAUGA